GGCGAGCUGGAUGCCCUCCGAGCCCAGCUGCAGAGGGAUUUAGACGGGCGCCUGGGGAAGAUGGCACAAGCCUCUCAGGAGAUGGAGGCACGCUUGCUGGAGCUGAACUCGGAGGGGCAGAGCUCGGCGCGGGAGGGCCUGCGAGGGAGCUUCCAGCAGGAGCUGGGCAAGCUGGAGCAGGAGGUGGCAAUGCUGAGGAGGGAGCUGGCAAGCCUCAAGUCGGACCAGGAGGUGAUGGGGAAGCACAUGGAGGGGAUGCUGGAGCAGCUGAAGGCGGUGCGGGCUGACGUGGAAGCGCAGUUCCCGGCAUGGGUCAGUCAGUUCUUGUCCCAGUCCCGACAGGACGGUGCCGCUGGCCUCGUCCUUCAGCGGGAAGAUUUGGAAGCAGAGCUCCAGGCCCUGGAGCAUAAGAUCCUGGCCAAAAUCUUGGAGGACCGGAGGCUGUCGGCACGGGAUGCUCAGGGUGGUGUCGGAGUGGCCCUGCAGCAAGGGGGGACCGCAGGGGUGACGGAGGAGCAAGUGCAUCUCAUCGUGGGGCAGGCCCUGAAGCGCUACAGCGAGGACCGCGUGGGGAUGGUUGACUAUGCCCUGGAGUCGGCAGGGGCCAGCGUCAUCAACACCCGCUGCUCCGAGACCUACGAGACACGGACAGCGGUGCUGAGCUUGUUCGGCAUCCCCCUGUGGUACCACUCGCAGUCCCCCCGUGUCAUCCUGCAGCCAGACGUCAACCCCGGGAACUGCUGGGCGUUUCGUGGGUCCCAGGGCUUUGCUGUCAUCCGCCUCUCCAGCAUCAUCCGCCCCACGGCCGUGACGCUGGAGCACAUCCCCAAAACCCUCUCGCCCCAGGGGACCAUCCCCAGUGCCCCCAAGGACUUCGCUGUCUAUGGCUUGAAGGAGGAAGGAGAGGAGGAAGGCCUUCUUCUCGGGCGGUUCACCUACAACCACAACGGUGACCCCAUCCAAACGUUUUACUUGGAGGGUGAUGCCAUGGGCACGUACCAGCUGGUGGAACUCCGGGUGCUGAGCAAUUGGGGCCACCCCGAGUACACCUGCAUCUACCGCUUCCGUGUGCACGGGGAGCUGGCGCACUGA
This is a messenger RNA of Cariama cristata (Red-legged seriema), 1092 nucleotides long. RefSeq names its product Sad1 and UNC84 domain containing 2 (gene SUN2). The record is from RefSeq and is a predicted model, not a curated record. NCBI's taxonomy places the organism in Eukaryota, Metazoa, Chordata, Aves, Cariamiformes, Cariamidae. The transcript has 9 exons. Gene Ontology annotation, biological process: nuclear envelope organization. Gene Ontology annotation, cellular component: meiotic nuclear membrane microtubule tethering complex; nuclear envelope. Gene Ontology annotation, molecular function: protein-membrane adaptor activity. The annotation marks the transcript as partial.